Dendroctonus ponderosae (mountain pine beetle) is the source of this 1715-nucleotide messenger RNA. It is a transcript of the gene Fpps, whose product is annotated as farnesyl pyrophosphate synthase. NCBI's taxonomy places the organism in Eukaryota, Metazoa, Arthropoda, Insecta, Coleoptera, Curculionidae. Gene Ontology annotation, cellular component: cytoplasm. The transcript is spliced from 8 exons. Gene Ontology annotation, molecular function: (2E,6E)-farnesyl diphosphate synthase activity; dimethylallyltranstransferase activity. Bases 216 to 1505 code for a protein of 429 amino acids. Gene Ontology annotation, biological process: trans, trans-farnesyl diphosphate biosynthetic process. The record is from RefSeq and is a predicted model, not a curated record.
CGUCCAACCUCGACAACAUUGUAAAUCAAUCCACUCAUUCACUACGUGUGCAGACUAAUCAAGCUGGAGAGAGACAGAAACUUGUUUUCGUUGCGUCUCUUGUCCGCUUUAAAAGCUCAGAGCCCUGUUUUCUUCUGUCACAGUCGAUCGACUUCCUCAAGAGUGGUCGCAUCGCGAAUUUUCCUUUUGCGUUCAUUUCUUUGCAUUCAAUUGACAUGUUUUCGAUGAAAUUGUGUCGCAAUCGCAGCUGCCGCGAGUUCCUGAGGGAGGCUCGCCGAACUAUCAGCAAAACGUCGACGGACAAGAACAGCGGCGCGAUAUCGCGGGCUCCAGACCACAAACUCAAUGUGGAGAGCGAUUCGACUGGAAGUUACAGCCGAUGGAAGAAACAAAUGCAUCACAACAAUAUUAGGGCAUUGUCGACCAUUCAGCAGAGCAUGAUCAGGCCUGUUCAAAGCAGUGCCCUCGUAACCAAAGAACAGUCAAGGGACUUUAUGGCGCUGUUUCCGGAUCUAGUCCGGGAGCUGACUGAGGUGGGCAAAAGCCAAGAACUUCCUGAUGUCAUGCGCCGCUUUGCCAGGGUUCUGCAAUACAACACGCCUACUGGCAAGAAAAAUCGCGGCUUAAUCGUCCUGUCGACCUACAGAAUGUUGGAAGAUCCGGAAAAACUCACUCCGGAGAAUAUUCGAUUGGCCAGCAUUCUGGGAUGGUGCGUUGAAAUGGUUCAUGCCUAUUUCCUCAUUCUGGAUGAUAUCAUGGAUGGUUCCGAGACACGCAGAGGAGCCCUGUGCUGGUUCCGCCAAUCAGGCAUCGGUCUGACUGCUGUCAACGACGCUGUUAUGAUCGAAAAUGCCGUCUACCUGCUGAUCAAAAGGCACCUGAAAGACCAUCCAAUGUACGUGCCCUUGAUGGAGCUGUUCCAUGAAGGCAAUCUCAAGACCACUUUGGGCCAAAGUCUGGACGCGAUGUGUCUGGAUACGAAUGGAAAACCCAAGCUGGAUAUGUUCACUAUGAGCAGAUAUACAUCGAUUGUCAAAUACAAGACUGCCUUCUAUAGUUUCCAAAUGCCAGUAGCGAUAGCGAUGUAUUUGGCUGGUAUGAGUGACGAGGAACAACACAGACAGGCCAAGACGAUCCUGAUGGAAAUGGGGCAGUUUUUCCAGAUUCAAGACGAUUUCCUGGAUUGUUUCGGCGACCCAACCGUAACCGGGAAAGUGGGCACCGAUAUCCAAGACGGAAAGUGUUCCUGGUUGGCUGUCGUGGCCCUACAACGGGCCAGUCCGGCCCAGCGCAAGAUCAUGGAAGAGCACUAUGGAAGGCCCGAACCAGAAUCAAUUGCGCGAAUCAAGAACCUGUAUGUGGAUUUGUGCCUGCCCAACACCUAUGCCAUAUAUGAGGAGGAAAGCUUCAACAUUAUCAAGACCCACAUCCAGCAGAUUUCCAAAGGGCUGCGCCACGACUUGUUCUUCAAAAUCAUGGAGAAGAUUUACAAGCGCGAGUGUUAGAAGCUGCUUAAGGAAGAGACACUAGCUUGGGUUACAGCAUUUUGUUGCAGGAAAACGUAUUAACUUAAGUAUAUAUGAACUAACUAGGGCUUGGCAUUUAGUGGGGCUUCCUGUGAGACAGCGCCGUUAGAGCAAUACCCCGAGUUUUUAGGUGUUAAGGUUUUUGUCUUAGUUUAUAUUUUUUAUAAUUAUAAAUAAGGUUUAAAGGUU